This is a messenger RNA of Parastagonospora nodorum SN15, 165 nucleotides long. RefSeq lists its product as hypothetical. The coding region runs from base 1 to 165 and encodes 54 amino acids. The record is from RefSeq and is a predicted model, not a curated record. Lineage: Eukaryota; Fungi; Ascomycota; Dothideomycetes; Pleosporales; Phaeosphaeriaceae. The transcript has 2 exons.
AUGGAUUCUUUCGGGCAAGUACAUGGCACUCAGUUUGGCCCUCUCGUCCAGUCCAUCAUGUCUAUCUUUACUACAGUGCUUGUUCCAGCAGACGGCUACCGCCAUGUCCCUACACAUGCGCGGCCCUCGCCUCCAAGAACCGGUCUCACGUGCCCCAGACGCUAG